Cucurbita pepo subsp. pepo (vegetable marrow) is the source of this 1199-nucleotide messenger RNA. Lineage: Eukaryota; Viridiplantae; Streptophyta; Magnoliopsida; Cucurbitales; Cucurbitaceae. The record is from RefSeq and is a predicted model, not a curated record.
AAAGAGCUAUAAAAUCCCAAACACUCAAAACCAACAAUUUGAUAUCUAAGAGAUUAAAGAAGAGGAAACUUCUGAAAAAUGAGCAGACGUUCUACUAAUUUUCCUCCAGGACUAUGGCGGGCUAGAAGGGAAUAUGAUCACCAGAGAUAUAACACAAAUGAUUCAAACCGUAUGAGCUCCACAUCGCCACACCCUCAACCAUUUCAGAAUUCUUCUAGAGAUACAAACCCAAUUCCAUUGCGGCCUACUGGGGGGAUAGAUCCCGUUCCAUCUCGGCCUACUAGGGAGCUAGAUCCAAUUCCAUGGCGGCCUACCGGGGGAGCAAUGAUUGCAAGAUUGUUAGAAAUUGUCGGUCAGCUAGAAGAUCCACCAGCCAUAGUCAGAAUCAUUACCCACUCCAGACCGAGGCAGAUCGAGGCCAGUUCAAGACCGGCAGAAAUGUACAGGCCAACUCCAAGAUCCGAAGGAAACUCCACGCUAACAUCUGAAGAACAAAAUAUGGCGCUGAAUAAGCUCAAGAAAAAAGUCUAUGAUCCUCCAAACAACGCAAGUAGGAGAAUAAGCUUCUAUUACAGAGAGAAUAACAGGAAAAAUUACAAUGAAAGGAGCAACGGUGAAAAUGAUGAAGACGGCAAGAGAUGCGCCGUUUGCCUUGAAGAUUUCCAGCCGAAAGAGGAAGUGAUGACGACGCCCUGCAACCAUAUGUUUCACGAAGAAUGCAUAGUGCCAUGGGUGAAGAGCCAUGGCCAAUGUCCGAAUUGCAGAUUCACCUUGUUCGAACGAACAGUGCGAAGAGAAGCUUCGUCCAACAACACUGCAUCGAUUGCGUCGGGUAGUAACCUAGUCGACGACGAGCUCGUGUACUUAAUACGAGCCAUGGAAGAUUCUCUGAUGCUGCGAAAUCUGACCGGAUUGUGGGGAGAAUGAGGCGCCAUCUCGGAUUUCCUCUGAAAUCAACAUGAUAAAUGCCACAAAAAUUCAAGGAUUGAUGAAAUACAGUAUCCAAAAAUUAUUGUUCCUCUUUGAACAUGAAAUAACUCAACGUGUGAGCUCGAUGUGACCAAGAAUGCUCCUCUCGCCGAUGGCGUUUUCGAUCGAUUAAGCUUCUACUUGAUCUUGGCGGUAUAAUUCUUUGCUAGAAUGUGCUGAUCAUGAAUCAUUAUAUAAUAGAAUAAAAUCCUUGGCGCCAAAUUUCCAAA